Hevea brasiliensis (rubber tree) is the source of this 1357-nucleotide messenger RNA. RefSeq names its product proline-rich receptor-like protein kinase PERK13. The record is from RefSeq and is a predicted model, not a curated record. NCBI's taxonomy places the organism in Eukaryota, Viridiplantae, Streptophyta, Magnoliopsida, Malpighiales, Euphorbiaceae. Gene Ontology annotation, molecular function: protein kinase activity; ATP binding. The coding region runs from base 1 to 1326 and encodes 441 amino acids. The transcript is spliced from 8 exons. Gene Ontology annotation, biological process: protein phosphorylation.
AUGAUAUUCCAUGGAGCUCAUAAGUUGGUCGCAGAUUUUGGACUUGCUCUUCUUUUUCCGGAAACUGGUAACCUCACUCACAUCACUAGAUCAAACAAGGGAACUCAAGUUUAUGCAGAUCCAGAGCAUUAUCCUCAAAAGGUUUCUGAAAAGUCAGAUGUUUAUUCCUAUGGUGUGGUUCUUCUAGAGCUAAUAUCUGGAAAAAAAACUAAGUUUGAAGACACUAAUAUUGUUGCUUGGGCAAAACCUCAGAUUCAAUAUGCUUUGCGCAGUGGAGACUAUACAAAUCUUGUUGAUUCCAAAAUAUUGCAAAUGAACUACAACGAAAAGGAAAUGAAAGCAAUGAUUUCUUGUGCUGCGGCUUGCAUGUAUAAACCUUCAAAUUCUCGUCCAAAAAUGAAUCAGAUAGUUCGAGCACUUGAAGGAUAUAUGUGUAUAGAGGAAAUAUGGAACGAGAAGAAUGACAACAUAUUCCUGAAAGAUAAUCCUAAGUCUAAUGGAUCUCAUAAUGUUGAGCCCAAUGGAUCUCAUAAAUCGAAACCUCUUAUCAGUUCAGAAGCUAAUGGAUCUCAUAAUAUUGAGUUCAAUGGAUCUCAGAAACUGAAGUCUCUGGUCAGUUCAGAAGCUAAUAAUGGCAUUGAACAGAAGGAAUUUACUCAUCGAGAACCCUUGGUGGCAAUUAAUGGUUCCUCUAAUGCCACUAAUGUCACUGAGAGGUUUCAAGAUUAUCGGCAGAGGAAAAUUAAUUUUCAAGAAGAUUAUCAGCCGAGAAGAUUUACUUAUCAAGAACUAACAAUGGCAACUGGAGGUUUCUCCGAGGACAACCGUCUUGACGAAGGUCCUUGGGGUCAAGUCUAUAAGGGAGACCUAAAUGGUGAAAAGGUGAAAGUUAAGAAAUUUAAUAAUCCUAAGAAGCAAGAAGAAGAAUACACGAAGAUGAAAGCUGUUGCCAGUGGUUUCCGUCUCAGAGGUCUUGUUAACCUUAUUGGAUACUGCGAAGAAGGAGCCAAUAGACUGCUUGUUUAUGAGUUUGUUCCACUGGGCAAAUCCUUGAGAAAUUAUUUUGAUGGUAAGGACGGUUGCCGGAGAGUAAGUGACGAUUUAAUACGAUUGGCAAGAACAUUGGAUGAUUUGGAAAAUAAACUUGCGAAAGGUGAAAAUGAACUUGCGAAAGAAAAUUUUCUGUCGUGGCAUAUGUCAGCGCAUUGGAAGGACAAAUUUUUUCUUGAUGACGAUUUUGAGCUCAGGGUGAUAAUUACACAUAUAAUAGCACCUUAUCGGCAAUCGUUUGCACAUAUUUGGGCAUUUUAUUUUAUAUAUAUAUAAGAAGUUUAGAAAUUUUAUUAUCUUUUAUAUU